AUGGCACCGGACCUGAUGGAGACGGAAGACUGUUGCCCGCUUUGCAUGGAGGACCUCGACAUCACCGAGCGCAACUUUUGGCCUUGCAAGUGUGGGUACCAGAUCUGCCUGUUUUGCUACCGGCACAUCAAGGAGGACCUGAACGGCCUUUGCCCGGCCUGUCGCACGCCCUAUGACGACGCCAACGUCAAACUCGUGACGCCGGACCCGCAAGAGUGA
This is a messenger RNA of Emiliania huxleyi CCMP1516, 219 nucleotides long. RefSeq lists its product as hypothetical. Gene Ontology annotation, biological process: protein ubiquitination. The transcript has 2 exons. Gene Ontology annotation, molecular function: ubiquitin-protein transferase activity. NCBI's taxonomy places the organism in Eukaryota, Haptophyta, Isochrysidales, Noelaerhabdaceae. The record is from RefSeq and is a predicted model, not a curated record. Bases 1 to 219 code for a protein of 72 amino acids. Gene Ontology annotation, cellular component: CCR4-NOT complex.